AUGGAUAUUCCAAUGUUGGUGUCUAAGUGGACACCAUUGGUGGAAGAGGCACAACCAGCGCUGCGAUCUGUGUCACUUUGGGUGACGCUGAAGAAUGUGCCUUCAACAAUGUUCACGGAGAAAGGGUUGGAGUUUUUGUUUAGUGCGGUCGGGAAGCCGAUUCGUCUGCAUCCCACGACAGAAUCCUGUACUAAGUUUGAUGAAGCAAAAAUGUUGGUCGAAGCGGAUUUAACUCGCGAGUUGCCAAGAGAGUAUGUUUUUAUGGGUGAGGAGGAUAGAGAGUUAGAAUCAACUGUUCAAUACUCAUACCCUUGGUUGCCUCCACGGUGUACUGGGUGCAGUAAAUGGGGACAUCUGAGCUCGACUUGUCUUGUUACCGAGACAACGGUUGGCCAAAGGUCCUCUCCGUCGGUAGUAGCAGAGAGUGAAACAGCGAAAGAAACAAUGGUACCUCCUACUGAAGCACUGACUGUACCAGUUGAUCUUUCUAACGAGGUCUCGGUCUCCGGCACAGCUGGAGCAUUGGCUAAGGGCCCUGCUGUGGAGGAGAAGGAUGCGUGGAUAAUACCUAGAACUAGUCUUAGUCCAGGGAAGAAACAGGUAGGUCUCCCGUUGGUUCUGCUCACUACUUCGUCUAAUACUUUUGCGGUCUUAGAAGAAGCAGAGGACCCAGAGGAAACAGAGGAUUUGGAAAAAACAGAGGAGAUCGAAGGAAUUGGUACGGCUGGUUCAAAGGGCAAGGUUUCUCCUCCUCUUGUUGAAGACUCUGCACGCGUUUCAAUCUCUUCUACACAGGGAGUCAAGGCUCGAGACAAACCUAGUGAGUCAUCAUUGCGUCCCUCUCUUUCGAGAGACUCAAAAACGGCUCAUAAGGUGAUUCAACAAUCUUCUUCUCAAUCCUUUGGAUGUUUAUUGGAGACUAGAGUGAAAGAAGGAAAAGUGUCGCGGCUGGUGAACAAGGUGUUCAAAGAUUGGUCUUUACUAACUAACUAUGAGCACAAUCACUUGGGGCGCAUUUUGGGUGGUUUGGAGGGGCAAUGUAGAAAGGAGUUGUGGACAGAUUUGAGAGCACACCAUGCUUCUCCGAUUGUUCGUAACAGGCCUUGGCUGGUUCUAGGUGAUUUUAAUGUGACAUUGGAGCUCGAUGAGCAUUCCGGGGUGGAUACUCGACCUGUGUUAUGUCCUGGGAUGCAAGAUUUUCGAUCAGUUGUUAAUGACUGUCGGUUAAAUGAUUUGGCUUACAAUGGUCCACUGUUUACUUGGAGUAAUAAACAGGAUGGUAACUUGAUCUCGAAGAAACUGGAUAGAGUGUUAGUUAAUGCUCACUGGUCUUCUACGUUUGUGCACUCGUACAAUGUAUUUGAAGCAUGUGGGAUCUCUGAUCAUUUGCGGUGUAGAGUUUUGUUGCGUGGAGUUGCAGGAGCAAGUAUUUCCCGACGGCCUUUCGAGUUUGUCAAUGGGAUUGCAGAGAUGGAGGAGUUUAAGCCUCUUGUAAAGGAUUUCUGGGACGAAACUGAGAAUAUUUACUUGUCAACAUCAUCUCUUUACCGUUUUUCAAAGAAGCUCAAGCUGUUAAAGCCGCGUAUCCGUUGUUUAGCAAAGAAGAAGAUGAGUAACUUAUCCAAAAGGACAAAGGAUGCUUUAGAGGAGCUGUGUCUUAAGCAGGAGGCUAAUUUAGCUUCUCCAUCUGAUUUUGCCAUGGAGCAAGAGAAAGAAGCUUACACACGUUGGGACCACGUUUCUGCACUUGAGGAGAAAUUUUUAAAGCAGAGGUCAAAAUUGCAUUGGCUCCAAGUGGGAGAUCGCAACAACAAGGCUUUUCAUAGGGCUGCAGCCGUUCGGGAGGCAGUGAAUACAAUGCGGGAAAUUUCUAUUCCAGCGGAUUAUGAGGGGAUAUCAGUGGAUUGUCUUGAAGACCUGUUGUUGUUCCGUUGUUCAGAAGAGGAUAGUAAUUGGCUCACCAGGGUGGUAAUGGGAAAAGAGAUAAAAAGGAUUUUAUUUGCAAUGCCAAGUGACAAGUCGUCGGGACUGGACGGCUAUACGGUGGAAUUUUUUAGGGCAGCUUGGGAUACUCUUGGGGCUGAAUUGGUUGUAGCGGUGCAGUCCUUUUUUGCUAAAGGUUUUCUCCCAAAAGGACUCAACUCGACAAUAUUAGCACUAAUUCCGAAGAAAAAGGAUGCCAAGGAGAUGCGAGACUAUCGACCAAUCUCAUGUUGUAAUGUUCUUUAUAAAGUCAUCUCGAAAGUUAUUGCCAAUAGACUUAAGCGUAUCUUGCCUAAGUUUAUUGCUGGAAACCAGUCAGCGUUUGUAGCAGAUAGAUUGCUUAUUGAAAAUGUUCUCUUGGCGACUGAGCUUGUUAAGGACUAUCACAAGGACAAUAUCUCGACAAGAUGUGCAAUGAAAGUAGACAUCUCGAAAGCUUUUGACUCCGUCCAGUGGUCAUUCCUGUUUAAUGUUUAA
Camelina sativa (false flax) is the source of this 2460-nucleotide messenger RNA. NCBI's taxonomy places the organism in Eukaryota, Viridiplantae, Streptophyta, Magnoliopsida, Brassicales, Brassicaceae. The record is from RefSeq and is a predicted model, not a curated record.